AGUUGAACUGUCGAGAUUAGAGCAAGGUCUCUGCGGGUUGCAAGUUGCUAAAGCUUUCAGAAGUGGUGUGUCAUCGUUUAUAGUUGUGCAAAAAAGAGUGAUACUUGCAGUAUUCUACUGUCCACAUACUUGUAGUUCACCAGCAUGCCUCCAUUGGAAAAGUAUAACAGUGAACUAGAACGGCUUAAGUCGUUCCAAAGUGGUUGGCACAUGGAAAAGUAUGAUUGCCAACUUUUAGCCUGCAUGGGGAUGUAUUACACAGGAGUUGGUGAAUCAGUGCAAUGCCAGUUUUGUAAUGUGCGCAUUGAUCGUUUUGAAGAGGACGAGGGGCUGGUGGAAACGCAUAUGGCGUAUUCAGAUGGUUGCCCUUUACUAGAAUGCGAGUUCACUCCCAACGUACCUCUGGAUUUUUUAUCACUUCAUUUCCUGCUUCCGGGCGAAUUAGACUCUAUUGCUUGUGAAGAAUUUAUUUUGGAAUCCGACAGGUUGGCAUCUUUUUCAAAAGUGCAAGGUGCUUUGGUGACAAAGGCAAAUGAACUGGCAGAAGCGGGCUUUUUCUAUAUGACUGAUGGUUCUCUGAUGUGUUUUUGUUGCGGUGGUACUUUAGACGGUGUCCUCCCUGAAGAAGAUCCGUGGCAGCUGCACGGCAUUCUUUACAAUCAUUGUAGAUAUUUGAGACUUAUGAGAGGAAGAAGUCGUAAGGAAGAUGAUGAUGUUAACCAGUCGCAGGAAAAGAUUCUGCACCCCACAGCACCGCAGCUGGAAGAACUGGACCUACAAGAAGCAAAAUCGAUUGCAACACAUGACCACGUUGCACAGCGAGAGCUCGAAAAUGAUAACGAACUCGAACGAGAUGGAGUAGCUGCAGAAGGAGCUGUGGCAUUACCAACUGAACAUAAGCCCCAUGAGAGAGAGUCUUCCGUUAACGAAAGCAAUGACGAUUCUAUAACCAUAUCAAAAUCUUUGUUUCAGUUCUUCAUAAAAGGUGGGAACGAAGAUACAGGCGAAUGCAAAAUUUGCUCGGAGCAGAUCAGGGAUGUCGUAUUUUUGCCAUGUGGGCAUGUUGUGGCUUGCUCCGAAUGUGCCAAGCAAUGCGAAUUUUGUCCGAUAUGUCGAGCUAAGGUAGAACGAAAACAUAAAUUGUAUUAUUCAUAGCUAUUUUGAUUGUAUGAACCGAACACUAGGUUAACGCUAUAUAUUUAUAUGUAAUUAAUCGUAUCUAAUAAAUCGUUGUUUUUG
This is a messenger RNA of Hermetia illucens (black soldier fly), 1239 nucleotides long. Its product is annotated as death-associated inhibitor of apoptosis 1-like. Bases 145 to 1155 code for a protein of 336 amino acids. The record is from RefSeq and is a predicted model, not a curated record. Gene Ontology annotation, cellular component: cytoplasm; nucleus. The transcript is spliced from 2 exons. NCBI's taxonomy places the organism in Eukaryota, Metazoa, Arthropoda, Insecta, Diptera, Stratiomyidae.